Molecule: messenger RNA, 1883 nt
Organism: Pichia membranifaciens NRRL Y-2026
Lineage: Eukaryota; Fungi; Ascomycota; Pichiomycetes; Pichiales; Pichiaceae
Exons: 1
Coding region: 347-1507 (386 amino acids)
Source: RefSeq, a predicted model, not a curated record
UUUGAAAAGCUGAUUGCGCAUCUGGUUUUCUCAUUUCCUCGCCCCAAUUUUUUUUCUCCUUUUUUUUGUUCCCGUUAUAAAUGAGAUUGGGUGCCCCCUUUUUCUCUCUAAUCGAAUAUUGGUAUUAAAGGAGAGGUACUGAACGUGCUGGUUAUGUCCCUAGGUUUUUGAAACGGUAUUUUUCUUUCUGUUUCUCCUUCCCUUUCCCUUUCCCUUCUUCUUUUCUUUGUUGAAUACACAUUAUUUUAUUCCAUUCUUCUCUCUCCUUUUCCUUUCUCUCUUUCUUUUUCUUCUUCUCUUGGUUUCUAUACCAUACAUCCGAGAAAAGACCACCUCGAGAUAAAGGAUGAUGACUGGAAUAUCACACAGGCCUGGUCAUGACCCUGUCACUAACCUGAUAGGGGCAUUUUCCGAGGAGGAUAAAAGCAAAUUAAAUGCAAGCAACGCAGCUGAUUAUCAAGAAAACCAGCGUCAGUUUCAACAUCCAGAUGAUCAACAAAAUCAACUUUUACAGCAGCAAAUACAACAGCAGCAGCAACCGAUACCUAAGCUGGGAGAGAUUUUGGACGACCAAGUGAACCCAGAGUCUGUUUAUUCCAAGAUCAACUUUUUGAAGUUCUUGGUAGACAAGCACUGUAUAGAAAACUAUGAAUUCUACACCGAGCUGGAUUCAGUCUUGCGGAACCACGAGCUUUUCAAACGUUUCAACUCCACUUCAGAAUGGUUCUCGAUUUAUAACCAGUUUAUCGAAACUGAGAUUAUUAACUUACCUGCAGAUAUCACGCUGAAGCUCUCAAAGAAUAGCUUGCCCGCUCUCUAUUUAUUAAACAAGAUUGAGAAGAUUAUCAUGAACUUCCUACUUGCCUCUUAUUAUGAAUUCAUAUCAUAUACAAAAGACAUGAUAUCUGCCAAAAUUAGAACUUCUUCCUCUUGCUCUACAUCUACAGCUAACUCUGCCAACAACACUGCAAGCUCUUGCUUCACGAAGCCAAACAGCUCAACGUCUCCAGAUUCUACAUCUAUAUGUAGUGAUUUCUCAUUCCAUUUUCUAUCAGAAGGUGAAGGUAAGAGUAUCUCUGAUCAUAAUGAAGCAGAAGAUUGUGAUAUUGACGUUGUGGAAAAUAUUAGCGAUAAGAUUGGCAUGCAGUCUACCAAGGUGACGACCGCUUACAAGGGUGAAUGCGUGUGCAACGACGAAGACAUACACAGCGAUACUAACUACAGUAGCAGAAGUCGAAGUGCAACUACAAGCGCCGUUUCGAACGGGAACAGAGAUAAUACUGUCAGCACGAUUUUGAGUGUGGGGAGCGGUGCAGAUGUUAGCGGAAGUGCCAGCCACAGUUACAACGACAUAACGCUGAAAUCAGAUACCAGCUCCGACUCGAGUGUUUCCAACAUGACGGUGUGUGACAGGUGCGACGGACGGUGUGAGAGCCGGGUGGAGGGCGGUAAGUCGUGGUCCAGAUUCACGAGGAAGUUAAAGUGGAGAAGAAAGUCGGAGUCGUGAGAAAGUCCAAACCAGCCAUCCAACCAGCCAACCAGCCAGCCAGAAAAGCCAGCGGCGACCUAACGCAGAGCACGAUGCACACACAGACGGCACAGUAUGAGAAAAAUGACGCCUGUGUUGGGGCUGUCGCUGGAACGGUCUGGUGCCAUGCUACGCCCACUUUCCGUGUUACUGAUCGUCGCCACAUCGUCAUCGCUCCAUCCCUUUCCCUUUCCCUUCUCUCCCCGCCCUUGUUACCCGCCACCACCGCCACGGAUUACGGUUUUUCUUUCGCACCGGUACCCGCCACCGAUGCAUGUACGAUUUAUAGAAUAAUGUUUAUAUAGAGCGUUCUUUACUAAAUAGCAACAACCACAGCAACCAAUUUCCCGCCUCC